Priapulus caudatus is the source of this 978-nucleotide messenger RNA. Its product is annotated as putative nuclease HARBI1. The record is from RefSeq and is a predicted model, not a curated record. The transcript has 6 exons. The coding region runs from base 76 to 657 and encodes 193 amino acids. NCBI's taxonomy places the organism in Eukaryota, Metazoa, Priapulida, Priapulimorpha, Priapulimorphida, Priapulidae.
CCCCAAAUUUUGCAGGUCUGUAUUACCCUACGCUUCUUGGCAUCUGGGGCAUUCUACAAUGUCAUUGGAGAAGCGAUGGGUGUACAAAAAGCGACAGUUUGCAGAGUGUUGGACGCAGUGCUAGACUGCCUUGUAAAUGUUGCUAGCGAAUGGAUCGCAUUGCCAACAUCACGAGACCAAUUGGCAGAGAUCAAGGUUGGAUUUUACCAAAAGCGACAGUUUCCGGGUGUCAUCGGGUGUGUGGAUGGAACGCAUGUUGCAAUUCGAACGCCUCCACGAAAUGAAGAUGUAUUUGUAUGCAGAAAAGGGUUCCACAGUAUCAAUGUCAUGCUGAUCAACGACCACAAGAACAGGAUUACAGCAGUAUCGGCUCGAUUCCCUGGUUCUGCGCAUGACAUGGCAGUCUUCGACUGUUCUAAUAUCCAACAGAGGAUGGAGAACGGAGACCUGCAAAAUAAGGGGUUACUUCUGGCAGACAGUGGGUAUGCCUUGAGGCCAUACCUCAUGACCCCUGUCUUGCGACCUCACAACGACCAAGAGGUCAGAUACAAUGCUGCUCACAAGGGGACAAGGGUAAGCAUUGAACAGGUCAAUGGCAUCUUGAAGAGCCGAUUCAGAUGCCUUGAUAUGUAUCCUCUCAGGAGGCCUCUUCAUUGAAGCAGGCAAGGCAUGCAAGGCGAUUGUUGCAUGUUGUGUUUUGCACAACAUGUGCAUAACGUUUCACGACGUGAUGGUAGAAAUGCUACCAAAUGACGUACAUAACGAUGACGUAGAACGCUGUCCGGAAUUAGACGUAAACGGAAGGAUAGUUAGAGAUAAUCUGAUUCGAAAUGCGUUUUAAUGUCAUUUACAGUGACCCAAUUUAAAGUGACAUACAUAUUUACGUUCACUCACCUGUAGUUGCCACUCACCUGUUAUUCUUCAUGUGUGUUAUUCAUAUGUCUGACUAUAAAUACAAAAAUAAUGUAGAUUAAAAUU